AUGGACCAAAGCCAUGGCCACGACAGUGGCAUGCCGGACUGGGACCCCAAUGCCUUUAUAUCUAAUGACACAUGGGAUCAUCAGUUCAUGAACCCGAAUUUGGGCUUUGAUCAACCUAACGGAGGCGACCACAGCUUCCAGAACACAGAGUACCUCGGUUCGGCACCAAUACACCCGCAGCUCUCUGGUGCUGCUGAGUUUCGGGAUUUUGAUCCGUAUCUAUCACAACACAACCCUGGCAACUUGUGGUCGAACUCCAGUCAGACGGAAGCCCAGUAUGGACAGGAUUCAGCGAUCGACCCCUCGUUCUAUCAAGAACAACAUCAGCAUCAUGCAAGAGAGCCAAACCCGACCACCAACAGCCGGUUCGCCCUCAACGUUCCCCAAAACAAUGACUUUGGCUCUCAUCUGCAUACCCCGAACAACCAGGAGGCGACUCACAGCCUUCUUAAUACACCCGAACCCACACAGAAUGCCUAUGCUCAGAAUUCCAUGCCCCAAUGGCAUAAUCAGGUAGCUGCAAGUUAUGCCCCUGGCCACCAGUAUGAGAACCCACUUGCUGUAUCUCAGGCGGCAACUCUCACUCCGCCAGUUCAAAACGGCUCCCCUUCUCCGUUUGGCUCUGCCCGCAACACCGCUGCGCAAUAUCAGCCAGAGGUACCGCCGGUACACCGCCAACAUCAGCAACACCACCCUCAGAUUCAACAGCAACAUCAAGCUGUCAAUGCUAGGUCUGUUCAUCCUCAGUUUGCUGCGGGCAUUAAUGGGCAACCACAACAGCAGCAGCAGCAUAUGCCUGUUAGCCAGCUGCCCAUGUCCGGUGUUGGCAGCCCCCAUGUAUCACCCCAGCCACAGCCUGCCCAGAAAGCCAUGGGACAUCAACUGGCGCAACAAGCCCCGCGCUCCCAGCAAAUGCCACAACAGAUGGCCCAACAUCUGUCUCCACAAGUACCGCACCAGCUAUCGCCACAUGUAUCACAACCCCAGCAGGUGCCUCAGCAAGCGGUCCAACAAAAUCCAUUCCCCAAGCAAAUCGAGCGCGCUCAGCAGCAUCAAAGCGCCUCCGUUCAAUCUCCUCAGUCUGUUCCUGCUCAGCAGCCGAUAAGUCAGCCUAUCAUCAGUCACUCACCACAGCCUCAACAGGGUUUGCCUCAUCACCAGUUGCAGCAGCAGCAGCAACAUCAGUUCGUAGUGCAACAAGCGGCGUCUCCUCAGGGUCAAAAGCGGCCGUCCGAUGCCCAACUUGUGUCUGCCAUUGCAGCCAAAAAGGCCAGAAUAGUAUCUGCGGGACCAGCCAUCUCGAACUCGCCCUUGCCAGUGCAGUCCCAGCCAGUGUUGUUCCAACUACCAGUGCCGGUGCAACAACGACCGCGCAAUCUUGAGCCUGCUCCGCCGGUUUACACCAUCAACUUUGAAGACACCAAGCUUCUGGAGUCUGUUCGGGAUCAAGAUACGCUUAGGUUCCCUGGUGUUCCUAAUAUCGUGAUCGGCGCGGAGCCGGUUAAGCUGAAGAAGAGCCCUCCAACAAAACGAUAUGUGACCCUCACUGCGAGACCUGGAAAGGCACCUCUCUUCCCUGAGAUUGCUCGCGGCUGGAUCAUGGCUGAGAGUUUGGCUAACCACAACGAAGCCUACAAGAAUGCAAAGACUGACGAGGAACGGUAUCAGGCCGAUACUCGACUUGAUGUGGAGAUGGCUAGGGCGGGCUGUGAAAUGCCGGUGGAAUGGAUGAAGAAAGUGCUCAAAGAGCAUUUGGGGCCUAGGGUAAGGAAACCCUGUGUUAAUCUGUUUUUCUCUAUCGUUUGGACUGUGCUGACCUCAAUAUUUUGCAAAGUUCGGCUUCACCCUGCUCAUCUGGUGAACAAGGGCUUGUUCGAAAAGGUCAAUAACGAGUAUUAUCUAUAUGUGCUUGAAAUUGCGUCUUCGUUGAGAGAUGUACUCGCUCGGCUCAAGAACCCCAACCAAUCUGAGCCCAGAGAGACCAGAGAUCCAGCAGAGCUGAAGCUGAGGCUCGAGCAGGCAAUUGUGGCGGGGAUCACAUACGGCCAUGAUCAGGUGUUGGCAGAGUUGAUCGUUGGGACUAUCCCUGGGACUGCUGAGAAGAAGCAACCAGUGAAGAAGCAACAUUUGGCAGUGGUGUUGUGCAACUUGGUCAUCAAGUUUUACAACGCCGGUGAACUAAACUCGUCGCUGACCAAGGCAAUCUUGAAGCUCUUCACCAGGUUCACAACCAUGACAAUGAAGCUGCUGACCCUGGUAAAGAUGAAGCAGAUCAAAGGCGUGGUGGGGAAGAAGGGCGACGACGAGACAAAAGCACUGGUUGCUCGCAUUUUCGAAAUCGGAGAGAGCAACCCAAGUGAAUCAAGCGACAGCGAGAGCGACGCCGACUCUGACGCGCGAGAACCUAGUGGAAAAGUUAGUGGGGCGUCAAAGCAGAAGGACAGCAAGAAACUGUCCAAGGAGGGCUCAGCUUCAACCAGCUCCAAGUCAACAAACGCAAUUUCUGGCAGCGACUCCAAAAAGUUGCCUCCCACAACGUUAGCUUCCAAAAUGGCUAAACCCAACAGCGACACCAAAAAAUUGCCUGCAACCUCAGCGUCCAAGACGAUGGCGCCUAAUAAUAGUGAGGUGAAGAAGAAGGUAUUAUCGUCAGCCUCGCUGCCUGCUGGACUCAAACGUUCGCGUGAAGAUGAUGCUGCUGGCGAGUCGCGCUCUUCUAAGAAGGCGGCGACUGAAAGUAGCACUUCCUCCGCUGCUGGCAUAAAACCUCCGCCGUCAUUGUUGUCUGGUAGUAAACUGCCUGCUGCCAGCAAGGCUGCCGCCGCCAAACCUGCCACCACUGGUGCUUCGUCUACAACAGCAACAAGCUCCCAACCUAAAGCCCGGUCUGCCCUCCUGCUUCCUGGAAAAACCCGCCCACUCACAAAGCCCGCACCCACCAAGCCUGAGCCUCCCAAGCCCAUUGUCAAGCCUGUCGAGUCCAAGGCUCCAGUGGCAAAGGUUACCAAGCCUAGAGCUACCGAGACUCCCAAGGAGAGCUCGUCAUCUAAAUCUGCCUUCUCUGCUUUGAUGGAUGAAAUUCACCAGCCCAAGAAGGUCAACACGCCAGUUCUGCCCACCAAGGCCACUCCAGAGGUUCCGUUGAACGAGACUCCUGAGGAGCGCAAGCGUCGUCUGCGGAAGGAAGAGCGACGUGCACUGAGACUCAAGGUUACUUUCAAGCCUGGCGAUAGUCUGGUACAGAUCCGCGAGUUUGCUCGUGAGCCCGAGGAAAUCGAGAACAGUGCCAAGAUGGCCGGUGGCGCCAACAAGUACGACGAAGCCGAGAGCUUCCGUAAGGUCAACAGCAAACUCGGCAUCAGAGCCCACGAAAUCGAGGACCGCGACUGGGAGACACCCGUUACUAUUGACUUUUCCCACAUCCCUGCCGACAAACGUACCGAAACUUUUGAGACUCGCGGUGGGCUUAAGACCUUUGAGACGGACGAGCAGCGCUUCAUUGCUGAGCAUGACCGCAACGAGUUGGUCGUGAUUUACAACCACCUCAACGACAUACCUCCCACCCCACGUUCGCCACAAUACGAGCCCAGCCUUAGCAGUUCCGGUUCCGAAUUGCGCUUGCCUCUCGACACUCCUAACUACGACGAGAUCAGAGUGCGCGCUGAUGAGUGCAGAAAGUUCGGCACCCGCCAAGCCUCCCGCUUUGCGCAAGGCCGCCUCGAAAGCAAGACACAAGCUGAGAGAGUGCAGGCAAAAGCCAAGUCGGUCCAACAAGAUCCCAAUACAUUCUACAGCCCGACAACUGCUGUUAGUCGCGAUCAAGGGACCUACGAGGUUAUUGUUUCGGAUCGCCUCAAGAAUUGGAGAGAUCCCAACCCGCUUCCGGCUCCUGAUCCAACCAAGACUUCAGAGGAAAGACUCGACGCCGUACUUAAGGCUUUGGAUAUGCUAGUGAGAAUCAACGUUGCUUCUGUGUCUGCUCGGAGAGCGCAAGUGACAUCAGUCGCCCCUGCUCAAGCUAGUGCUCCUAUGAGUGUGAUUCCAGCGCAGGUUGCGGUGUCUGCGCAGCCUUCAGCCCCAACGCCAGCAACUGCUCCUUCACAAACCGCAGCUGCUGCUCCCGAUUAUUCUGCGCAAUGGGCUCAGUACUAUCAACAGCAAGCUCAGCAACAGGCUUGGUACAAUCAGCAACAACAAGGCUCGGCACAGGCACCGGCAUUUGCUGCUCCCCAAGCUCAACAGCAGGCGCCUGAUGUCGCUGCCCUUCUCGCUCAGCUAGGCGGUCAAGCUGCUGCUUCUCAGCCAGCAGUUCAACCCCAAAACGCCCAGCUCCAGGCUGUUGUCGCCGCACUCGCUGGUAGCAACCAAGCCCAGGGCCCCGAACUCCAGGCCAUCAUGGCUGCGCUCGCCGGAAACAACCAGCCUCAAAAUGCUCAGUAUGUCGCCAAUCUAAUGGAGUGGGCGCAGAGUCAAUCUGGCGCCGCGAAGCCGACUUCAACAGCAGCCCCGACUGCCGCCUACAGUGCUGCCGCCCAUCCUGCCUACCAAGCUCAGUCGAACUACGGUCAGCAGCAGCAGCAGCACCAGGGCGGCUAUGAGUCCCGCUCCUACAAUCAGUCCAACCAAAGCCGUCCCGGCAACGACUUCUCCGCCUCCAUGUACGACGACGAGGGAUACGUCCCUCCUGCGAACAACAACACUGGUGGCGGCAACUACGGCCGUGAUCGUGAUUGGGAUAGUAAUCGGGAUGGUCCUGGCGGCGGCGGCGGUGGUGGCGGUGGUCGCCGUAACAAGAAGCACAAGAAGCACGGCGGUGGUCAUCACGAUAGGGACAGGGAUAACAACAACAAGGACGACGUCCCUGAGCACCUCCGUAAUAUCAACACCCGGCUUAUCGGCACGAAGCAAUGCGCAUUUUAUGCCAAGGGGACCUGCGCUAAAGGGGACAAGUGCACUUUUAGGCACGAUUAA
Molecule: messenger RNA, 4971 nt
Organism: Podospora anserina S mat+
Lineage: Eukaryota; Fungi; Ascomycota; Sordariomycetes; Sordariales; Podosporaceae
Exons: 2
Coding region: 1-4971 (1656 amino acids)
Molecular function (GO): metal ion binding
Source: RefSeq, a predicted model, not a curated record